Molecule: messenger RNA, 609 nt
Organism: Rhododendron vialii
Lineage: Eukaryota; Viridiplantae; Streptophyta; Magnoliopsida; Ericales; Ericaceae
Exons: 5
Coding region: 178-609 (143 amino acids)
Source: RefSeq, a predicted model, not a curated record
GUUCAAGUAUAGGUGGAUGAAGGAGUUGUAGAAGAACACGCUUUGACUCGACCAUCAAAGAAAUGGGGUAAUAGGACAGUCAAAGCAAGUAAAGCUAUAAAGACCCCGUCUGUGGCAGAACCGGAGGUGAAAGAUUCGAAGUUCACAAAAGAAGAAAGUGAAUUGAUUGAAUAUGUUAUGAAACCAACUCGGAAAAAAGAAGAUAUGGCGGAUGUUGUUAGUAUGGAUGGCAUGACAUUCAAACCAUCGCGAACUGAUUUACGGAAUGUCUUCAAAGAAAGGGGUCGGAUGUCGAAUUUGGUCAUGGAUAGCAUGAUUGUUUGGUUGAUGAAAGAGGAAAAAGAGAGGUCUCCAAAAAAAUACGGAGUCUCCAUUCCGAGACGACACAUGUUCUCAAGCACAUUUGUGGAAAAUUUGCGAAAUAUAAGAACAUUAAAGAAGCAGAAUGUGUUGACCGACAGAGUUGAUCCAAAUAUUCUUGGAUAUGAUGUCGCGAUGUGCAAUUUGGCAAGUAUCGGCGCUGUUUACUAUUUUGAAGCAGACAAGGCCCAUGGAUUAACCAUGGAAGAAUUGGAUUAUCCACCACCCAGAUGUCCCACAACAAAAUAA